Molecule: messenger RNA, 534 nt
Organism: Ascoidea rubescens DSM 1968
Lineage: Eukaryota; Fungi; Ascomycota; Saccharomycetes; Ascoideales; Ascoideaceae
Product: CinA family protein
Exons: 2
Coding region: 1-534 (177 amino acids)
Source: RefSeq, a predicted model, not a curated record
AUGGAGUUUCCACCAGACAAUGUUAAGGAUACAAUAAGUGAUAUAUCGAGGAUAUUGAAGAAAGAAGAAUGGAGGAUAUCGAUAUCAGAGGCAGCAUGUGGAGGAUUGAUGUCUUCGUACUUGGUUUCGGUUGCUGGAGCGUCGAAGUAUUUUGAUGGCAGCACAUUGUUGUACAGUUUGAAAUCGAAAUUGAAACUCAGUGGGUGGAUGAAGAACGACAUUACGAGUUACACUGGGCCUAGUGAAAAAGUGGCGAAAAGAUUGGCAAGAAAUUUGCGAAUGGAAUUGGGAUCGACAUAUGUGUUGUCAGAGACUGGGUUUGCCGGACCAUCGAGCUAUUGCAACAAUGGUGCUACGUUGGACAGCAAAGUGGGAACAGUGUACUUUGCAGUGUCUGGGCCCAAGGGAGAACGAUCGAUCAUGAAGAAGACAGGGCUUUCAGAUCGAUCGAGAAACAUGCAGGAGUUUGCCAGGCUCGGGUUGGAGUUUCUCUUGCUGGUGCUCCAAGAAGACUUGCAAGCAGAGGAUAUAUAG